AUCAUGUAGUCCGCCAUUGAGAGGACUCGCGAUCAGGGAAAGGGUCAGAGUUGCUUCGACUGUCGAUGGCUACACGUUUCUCUCUGUCUCUCUGCAUGUUAUAAUUUUUUGAACUCUGAUCAUAGUUCUAAUCAUUUUCAAAAAAUCUGUUGUGUUGAGGGAAUACCAACUUUUUUCUGCAGUGAAUGAUUCCACACUCUCAGUUUAAUGGAUCCGGUUGUUAGUAUAAUAGGAAUAUAUUUCUUGCGAGCAGGCUAUCAGGCAAAGUAAGCUAGCUAGCUAGCUAGCCCUCAGCAUAGAGCUUCUGAGUUAGCUAGCUGACUGACUGGUUGGCUAACUGGCUAGCAGAGCACGAACUGAGCCUUGCUCGGGGGGCAGUGUGCCUGCAGUACAAUUUAUGGAUCCAAGAAUUGCCUGGUUUCAGCCAGAACAGCGUGGACCUGCUAACAGCUUGUGGAUGCAGAUUUGGGAGACGACACAAGGUCUGGGAAAUCUGUACUUCAAUAACAACUACAGUACGGGAGCUAGCACGUCAAGCCAUAUUCCUAAAUUGAACAGUAACGGGGCUACGAGUAACGUGAUCACGACCGAAAACGGGACUCCCAAUACCACCACCAGCCCAGGCGUUAGUGGCAGCAGCGAGUCCAGGAAUCAGGGGAUGUCUACUUCAAGGGUCGAUAGUGAUGUCGUGCAACAACGGGACUUCAUUCCUUUGGAAACCAACAACAACCAAAACAACCGAGCUGUCGUGAGGGGCGGCGGAGGAGGGGUGCUGGCUGGUGGGAUUGGGGUUUGGAGAGGGGACAUCGCGGGGCAUCGUAACAAGAGGAAAAGAGAUAAUAAAGCAAGCACUUUCGGAUUCAAUAGUAGUCUCUUGCUGAAUGGAUCUGGAGGAGAUGACGCUGAUGUCUGUGUCUUUACGGGUACGCCUUGGAAAACCAGAAACUACUCCGAGGGAAUUAUUGGGCUCCAUGAGGAGAUUCAGGACUUCUACGAGUACAUGUCCCCCCGGCCUGAGGAGGAGCGGAUGAGGCUGGAGGUGGUGGAUCGCAUCAAGCGGGUCAUCAAAGACUUGUGGCCUACAGCUGAUGUUCAAGUGUUUGGCAGCUUCAGCACUGGACUGUAUUUACCAACCAGUGACAUUGAUCUGGUGGUGUUUGGGAACUGGGACACCCUCCCCUUGUGGACACUGGAGGAGGCUCUGCGCAGGAAAAACGUGGCGGAUGAGAACUCCGUCAAAGUGCUGGAUAAGGCCACGGUGCCAAUCAUCAAACUGACCGACUCGUACACAGAGGUUAAAGUGGACAUCAGCUUCAAUGUGCAGAACGGCGUCAAGGCUGCCCGCCUCAUCAGAGACUUCAAGAAGAAGUAUCCCGUGCUUCCCAAGCUGGUGCUGGUACUGAAGCAGUUCCUGCUGCAGAGGGACCUCAACGAGGUCUUCACGGGGGGCAUCGGCUCCUACAGCCUCUUCCUCAUGGCAGUCAGCUUCCUGCAGAUGCACUACAGGGAGGAUGUCUCCAGCCCCAACACCAACAUCGGCGUCCUGCUCAUUGAGUUCUUCGAGCUCUACGGCCGGCACUUCAACUACCUGAAGACGGGCAUCCGGAUAAAGGACGGCGGCAGCUACGUGGCCAAAGACGAGGUGCAGAAGAGCAUGCUGGACGGCUACCGGCCCUCUAUGCUCUACAUCGAGGACCCCCUGCAGCCAGGGAAUGACGUGGGCCGCAGCUCCUACGGAGCCAUGCAGGUCAAGCAGGCCUUCGACUACGCCUACGUGGUGCUCAGCCACGCCGUCUCGCCCAUCGCCAAGUACUACCCCAACAACGAGGCCGAGAGCAUACUGGGGAGAAUAAUCCGGGUGACCCAGGAAGUGGCUGAAUACAGGGACUGGAUCAGCAAGCAGUGGGGGACACAGUCUCAGAACGAGCCUGUCAUAAACGGAAAUGAUGUCACUCUGGAGCCCCAGCAGCUGGAUGAGUGCAACAACAAUGUGGCGGAGGAGGUGGUGGUGGUGCUGCCCUCCAUAUCACGCAGCAAGAGCUCCAACUCCUCUACCCCUCCCUCAUCCCCCUCUUCCUCUCCCUCCUCAUCUCCCUCCUCCACUGCCUCUAGCUCCAGUGAUGUGGACUCUGACGGAACGCCCUGCAAGACGGUGAAGCAGCAGCAGCAGCAGCAGCCUGGGCGUGGCUCCAGUGCCCGCAGGGAGAGCACAGAGAGAGUGCAGACCAACCACAGAACACAGAACCACUCCACAAGCAACCCCAGCACCAACAGCAAAGGCAACAAGUCCAAACCGUACCGGCAGAACAAGAGCUCACAAGGCCAGCAGAAUUCCUCGUCCAGCAGCAAGAGCCACCAAAGCAGCAAGCCUCAUCACCAGGGCAACAGCAAGAGGAGGAAACCACAGAGGGACGCCGCACAUGAGGACCUGUGCAGAUAGAGGGCGCUCUCUCUCUCUCUUUCCUCUCCUAUCUCCUCUCGCCUUGCAGACUGAGCAACUCAGUGCAGUUCCUCUGCUUUCCUCCUGUCUUAGGAGGUGCUGGGAAGGGAGUGUGUGUGUGUGUGUAGGGGGGGGCGGGUCUUCGUAAAGCUACGAUCACUUUCCAUUCUUCCUCCCUCUUUCCCAAGGGAUGUACGACUUUUUAUAGCAGGAAAAAAAAAAUUAAAAAAGAGGUAGAGCUCAUGGGCGUGAACAGAAAUCAUGCAGGAGAGUCUUUGUGUCCCUCACUGGCUUCUGUAGCACAGCUGUUGCCCUGGCGAGGAGCUGGCCCCUCUCACUUUUCUUGUACGGCUCCCCUCAGUGGACAAACAGAGCAGCAUCCGGAGAGUUUACCUUGACCUACAGGAGCAAUAACUGGAGCUCUGAAACUCUGCCUGACUGAGAACCUUUUAAAAAAGGAAAAAAAAGAUUAAAUAAAUUAAAAAAAGAAUAAACGAGAAAAAGUUUUAAAACUGCUAAAACGUUGAACAUAUACACACAAGACUUUUUGCUUUUAAAAAGACUGAGGAAAAAAUGCAAUCAAUUCGAUGGGAGACCUAAAUUAUGCAUGAACAUAGUUUUUUUUCUGCAAGUUUUAUUUUUUGUCCUUUUUUUGAAGGGUGAAUAUCUUUUUGUCAUGUAAAGAAAACAGGUUAUACAAAAUUUGUACUUCUGAAAAAAGCAAAAACCUUGAAAAAAAAAUGGGAAAAAGUAACUAAAAGACAAGUUUCAUAUGAAUUUGUACUUGAUUAUACAGAAACAGACACACUGUUAAGAUGUCCACACCCACUCUGUGACUUGACAAGUGCAGGCUUUGGAUAAAUUGCCAACUUUCAUCAUCAGCAUGUUUCACCUGUUUGUAGUAGCCCUGUGUGUGUGUGUGUGUGUGUGUGUGUGUGUGUGUGUGUGUAUGUAUGUAUGUGUGUGUGUGGAGGGGUUGAUAUGUUUGUGUGAAAGCAGGCAGUGGAUAUUUUAGCCACGCCACAUGCUUACACAUGGAUACACACAUACACGCAUGCAAACAGUCACUACAAUCCAUAACCUAUGUAGUGAGCGCAGAUCUGUACAGUAACGGUUAAGGAGAUAAUCUUUUGAUGUCUUUUUAAGGGGUAUAAAAGAUUGAUCAGUACUCUACAGAACUGUUUGCGAAGUGUGUGUGUGUGUGUGUGUGUGUGUGUGUGUGUGUGUGUGUGUGUGUGUGUGUGUGUGUGUGUGUGUGUGUGUGUGUGUGCGCAGCGAUCAUAGGAGUGGCUCUUAGUUAUUUUUUUCUUGGCAGUUUACCAUUUACAUAAAGUGUUUGUAAAUGAACUGGUAUUUAUUUUUUUGGAUAUGAGAAUGAUUGAUUAUUCCCGAUUAUCAAUGAAAGUUAGAGCCCAUGUGCUCCUAUGUGUCUUGUAGUUAGGCAGGAGGUUGGAUUGUUGGGAGAUUGAUGACCGUCAGGUGAAGUGGAGAGUGAGGGUGUGUCCAGGGGAGUCAUGUGGGCAUUGGUGCGUGAUUGGACAAGAACGGUUGGGAACUGUGCUCUGAUUGGAAGUCUGUGCAGGCUGUGCAGCCAAUCAGGUCUAAGAGUUGACAUGCUCUUUCUAAGCAUCUGCCCAUCCUGUGUUCAUGUUUGGCCCCAUGACUUCCUUGAACAGGGUUGGAAGAACUGGGUUCAAAGCUUUCUAUUUUUUUCCUUUUAGUGACCAAGUUACUUAAAAAAAAAUAAAAAAAUAUUUAAAAACAAGAAAGAAAGAAAGACAGACAGAUACGAGAAUGAGACCAUUUCUAUGUGCAAAAAAAUGGAAAGUGAGUUGUAUUGAACUUAUGGCUGGUCUACUUAAAAAGGGAGCUCUGCUUUUGGUUGAUUCAAUUUAUUUAUUUUUUUUUGUAUUUCAUGCAGACAAAAAAAAAAUCUUGUCCUCUCUCAGUUGUAAUGCAAUUCAUCAGUUGACCAUUAGGUGGUAGUGUAAGUGCAAGAUAACCUUUGGGAGGGAAAAUGUUGAUGGAUGUGACACCUAUGUUGUACAACUAUUUGUUGACACCCAGGUUUAUUCUGUUCGUCUUGACAAUUUGCUAAAUGAUUUCUGCUUAAGCCUUAUGCACAUGUGUACACCUUACACCGUCUGUUAUGGUAGCUCUGAGAACAAUCAGUAGUAUGCUGUAAGCAAAACCAAACUUGAUAAUCCUGCGAUUACCAAAAAAAAAAAUAAAAAAAAUUUUCUUUAGUUCAGUCCCAAAGGGGUUUCACAACAAGUUGUCCCAUCCGAUCCCAUCCCAUUGCAUCCCUGCCACAGAAGGAUAAGUGAGCGCCUGGCUGGAGCCACCAAGAGUCUAUCGUUAUCUCUGUGAGAACAUAGUUAAUCAGAACUGUAUCUGUGACAAACUACUCAAAUCCAUGCAAUAAAAAUAACCACAGCACAAUUAUCAAACAGGUGAUUUACUACCCUAUGUAUAAUAUUCAGGAUUUUAUGACAAGGGGUUGGCUUUUAUAUUCCAUAGGCUACAGUGAAACAAAAACACAUUAUAUACACUUAUCUACUACUAAGGUUUAUACUUAAUGUCAGUUAGCCUGUGGUUGCCUCUUAACAUUAUUUAAAGCAUAUAUAUUCAGUAUGCUUCAAAAUCCGGAAAUUUACGAGCGAAUGAACAGCUCCAUAGAAAUGCCUCACACUUGACUUUGAUGCCAUUUUCUUUCUUCGAGGCACAAAUGGUAUAGGUAGCACUCUGCUGGUUAGGGUUCCAGCAGCUUUACUAGACUGACCUUUCUAAACUGCAAGUGUUUUUUACCAUUUUCUCCUUUUGAUGAGGAUAUGUAGUUUAAGGCAGGUCUUUAUUACUAUAAAGCUUCUGUCUCAUUCCUGACUAUCUUCCCCAACACAUUCAUCACUUAAGUAGCGCCAGGCCACGUACAUUGGAUCUCAGGUUGUCUUACACAUGUGAGGGUAAGCGUCAGCAGGAGUUUCUCAGUUUAGGCUCAUUCAGCUGGUUUAGACCUCCGCUAGUUUGUGGAGAGGACCCAAGACUAAAUCCCAAUUGUAUCAGUUUGCAGCCUUCAGGUACAAACCUAGUCAUCCUAAUUAAUCUCACUUUUGCAGCUUUCAUCUCAUUUUACUGUGCAAAGUAUCUUUUUUCCCAGACCUCUUUUGUCAGAGGUUGAGUCGUGACAAACAUUGCAGUGCACACUUGGUUUCUUUCAGUGCUAAGUCAUGCUACAGUGCUAAGUCAUGCUACAGUGCUGUAUAUUCCCUUAUUUGUCCCUGGAUCUGAAUGUAAUGUGUUUGAUCUGUUCUUCACGUAGGGACUUUUAAUAGUAUUAUUGCUGCUAUCAGAUUUUGCCCAUGAACCAGAAUACAAAAAAAAUGGCGCCCCCAAUGAACCCAGUGCUUAUUUGAAAUUGUGGUACAGUUCUAAUCAAUGUGAAUGUUGUAAAUGUCAAAAUAGCUUUCGUUGGUCUCUUAACUGUAUCAGCCCAAGGAAGAUGCAUUCUAUUGAUAAGGUGCACACAGGUUAAUAUUGUAGGACUCUCAGUUUUGGCACAAGACUGAAUCCAAAUUUGAGAUACCUUCCAUUUAUAUUUUGACCCAAGUCUAAUUUACAAUUUAAAGUAUAUUUAUUAAAUAUUUGGGAACAGCUGAAAUGCUCCUCUACUGCUACAAUUUUUUGUGUUAUUUUUGUUUUCAGACUUAAUAUUCUUGUUCAAAUGUAUCAUUGUUCCUGUCGUAUUUUUGAUGAUACAAAUAUCUUUUGCAUACUAUUUUUUGUGAGAAUUUAAAACUUAAAAAAAAAAAAAUGAAGAAAAAAAAUAAAACAUUUGAUUUAAGUGUCCAGCCCUUUGGGAUUCAGGGCUACAAUCAGAAAGAAGGUGUAUAGUAUACAGUAAUAAAUGCACUUUAAUAUCAAA
Molecule: messenger RNA, 6362 nt
Organism: Clupea harengus (Atlantic herring)
Lineage: Eukaryota; Metazoa; Chordata; Actinopteri; Clupeiformes; Clupeidae
Gene: tent4b
Product: terminal nucleotidyltransferase 4B
Biological process (GO): polyadenylation-dependent ncRNA catabolic process; RNA 3'-end processing
Cellular component (GO): TRAMP complex; nucleolus
Molecular function (GO): poly(A) RNA polymerase activity; mRNA binding
Source: RefSeq, a predicted model, not a curated record